AUGAUCCACCAACAAGAUAUAAACGACGACGACCGUCUGAAAUCACCCGCCAUUGCAGAACUCGACGCCCUUGCUGAUUACUACUGGCUACCGCCUGGUGCGGUUCCUGAUAGUCGCGGGGCUCAAGCGUACUCUAUAUACGCUUCCAAACAUCGCAUUUCACCACACGAGGGAGUGCAGGCGCUAUCCUCGAGAGUAUGUAACGAUCGCAGCAUAGAUACUGUACCCACCAUGACCGCUGUCGCCUGGAAUACCCUAUCUAAUCAGCAUUAUGGCUUCUCCAAACCUAGAGGCCCGAAUGCGAAGCGAUUGGGGAGAACAAUGGUGAAGUACCGUCUUUCCAGCAUCAACCCAGAGCUGUUGAGGAAUCUGUUCCCUGCGAAGUCGCCUUUGGGGGAGCACUGGGCUCCAGGGAGCUGUGCGGAGUUCACCACUCUCACUGAGGUAGUACUGGAUAGUCUCCCCUCAUCUCGCGAGCGCAUGGUAGUCCAUGCACUGGCGGUGAGAACGAAGCUGCCCAGCGAGAAGUGGGGGUUUUGUAAGGUAUGUCAGCGAUAUGCCCGCAACCUUGUCAAACGAUUCCCUGGGCUCGCCAUCGUUGACUUGGGAAGCGAACCGCCGACGCUGUAUGCAGCCGCCGCUGAAGGUACGGUGCGAGCUCGCCGGCGCUUAAGUGAAUGUGGCAGUGCAACGGUCACCUUCGUGCUCACUCCUACUACUGAGACACCAUCCGCACGACUGUAG
Molecule: messenger RNA, 744 nt
Organism: Pleurotus ostreatus (oyster mushroom)
Lineage: Eukaryota; Fungi; Basidiomycota; Agaricomycetes; Agaricales; Pleurotaceae
Exons: 1
Coding region: 1-744 (247 amino acids)
Source: RefSeq, a predicted model, not a curated record